AUGUCGGGAGGGGUAGGAGAUAGUGAUGAACAAUGUGCUAUGCGGGGUUCUUGUGGAACGAAGGGGUGGUUUGGGCAACAACUCCCGUGCCCGUAUGAUGGACCUCCAGUUGAACCCCAGGACAGCAAAGCCAGGGAUUUGCUUGUUUCCGUUUGUGGUGCCCAAUUCGUAGAAGGGCCUACUUGCUGCACUUCUGGUCAAGUCGAGACCCUGCGCGACAGUUUAGCGCAAGCCGAACUCCUCAUUUCAUCAUGCCCUGCAUGCCGAAACAAUUUCCGUUCCUUCUUCUGCUCAUUUACUUGUUCACCACACCAGGGAACAUUCCUGAACAUUACUGAGACACAGAAAUCCAGUUCGGGAGAGACGGCUGUGAAGACAGUCGAUUUCUUUGUCGGCGAACAAUUUGCCUCGGGUUUCUUCGAUAGCUGCAAGAACGUCCAAGUGGGCGCUACCAACGGAUACGCUAUGGACCUCAUCGGGGGAGGUGCUAAGACGUAUUCUGAAUUCCUCAAGUUCCUAGGAGACGUGAAGGACCUUGGAAGUCCAUUCCAGAUAAACUAUCCCUCCACCGUACCCCUUGAUUUCACUGCGCUAGAUCCUACACCACGGAAUUGCGCUGACAAUGACCUAGAAAGUCGCUGCACUUGCAUUGACUGCCCCACGGUCUGCCCUGCACUUCCUUACGAGCCUCCACAGAUUGAUGGUCCAACGUGCCAAUUCGGCACGAUUUCAUGCCUCUCAUUCGUACUCAUCCUCGCAUACUCCCUCUGCGCCGUGGCCUUUGUAUUUGGUUAUGUCCUUCAGGCCACUAUAAGGAAGCGAAGAGAGAAAAGAUACGAGAGAAUGGCGUUAUCAGUGGACACCGCGUCCAUCCUUUCCCCCAGAUUACACACACGCGGUCUUGUUGGUUCGGUCUCACUUCCGCAAGGCCUUGCUGCAGCAUCCUCGCCAUUCUUGACAUUUUCGCUCGUGUUUACCGUCAUGGGCCUGCUCAACUUGGGCUGGCAAAGGUUCGAUAUCGAGACUGAUCCAGUUCGGCUAUGGGUCGCUCCUGAUUCAGAAAGCAAACUACAAAAAGAAUACUUCGACGAACACUUUGGUCCUUUCUACCGACCACAGCAAAUAUUCGUCACUGCGGUCUCAGACCCCCCUAUCACCAUCGAACCGAUUGCAUUCACAGAUAUUCGUGCAUCUUCGCAAGGUCCUGUCCUCAGUUACGAUCAUCUGCGAUACUGGAUGGAUGUAGAGAGUGAUAUACGCGCUCUCCGAUCUUCCCCCAAUGGCUACAGUCUCACAGAUGUGUGUUUCAAGCCUGCCGGGCCACAAGGAGCAUGUGUCGUUCAGUCUGUUGGUGCAUGGUUUGGUAAUGAUCUCAGUGAUUACGACGAGGAGUCUUGGAAGAAUCGAUUGAUUCAAUGUGCAAACUCUCCUGUGGAUUGCCUUCCAGAUUUCCAACAACCUCUUGGCCCACAAUAUGUCUUGGGCGGCGUGCCGGAGGAUAUGCCAAAGCGCAGUUCAUACCUUGACGCGAAGGCCCUCGUUGUCACUUAUGUGGUGUCAAAUUCACUUGACGAGGCCGAACUUGCGAAAGUUGUCGAAUGGGAGCAAACUCUGAGGGCAUAUCUCCUUGAACUCAGCGAACGAAUCCCCUACGAGGCGGGCAUGAAUAUCGCAUUCUCAACUGGCGUCUCUUUAGAGGAAGAAAUCAGCAGGAGUACCAAUACUGACGUCAGGAUUGUCGUCCUGUCGUAUAUUGCGAUGUUCCUUUACGUAUCGCUGACUCUGGGCAGUGGAUCAGCAGCAAGAGAGGAAGAAGGUGUACUGUCAUCCCUCUCCUUAUGGGCUCGCAACUUCCCUAAGCUAUUCCAACGGUCAAGCAUUACUUCCUCUUCAAUUUCGGUUGACUCCCGCACAACACCACACAUUUUACCGAGACUACCUCGUCAUCUCUUCGUCGGCUCGAAAUUCACUUUAGGCUUGCUUGGGAUCGGACUUGUCAUUUUAUCCGUCUCAUCUUCAGUCGGUUUCUUCUCGCUCGUUGGUGUCAAGACGACCCUCAUCAUUGCCGAAGUCAUUCCUUUCCUUGUACUCGCCGUCGGUGUCGACAAUGUGUUCAUUCUCGUUCACGAGCUUGAUAGGCAAAAUCUCCUCCAUGGGCCUAACGCUUCGGCAAUUGCUCCAGGAGGAGGAUACCCGGCACUUCGUUCCCCUACCCCCCACCGUUCACCUUUUGAAUCAUCCCAUGAAGAAUCUGUCGAUACCGCCUCGGUACCCUUAUAUCUAUCUGCAGAGGAAAGGGUUGCGCGGACGUUGGCAAAGAUGGGUCCGUCAAUUUUGUUGAGCUCUGUGACAGAAACAGUUGCUUUUGGCCUCGGUGCCUUGGUGCCUAUGCCAGCUGUACGCAACUUUGCGCUAUAUGCUGCUGGUAGCGUCCUCUUGAACGCGUUACUCCAAGUCACUGUCUUUGUCAGCGCGCUCACUAUUGAUCUGAAGCGCGUAGAGGCAAGCCGAGUUGACUGUUUCCCGUGCAUCAGAUGGCCUUCUCGCAUCGCUCUGCUUGAUGCUCCUAUGAACGCAAGUGGACUGGGCAGGGUCGCUCGCUUCAUCCGACGCCACUAUGCUCCUUUCCUCCUCCAGCCAGUUGUCAAGGGUGCUGUACUCCUUACUUUUGCUGGAUUCUUUGUCCUCUCCGUAAUAUCGAUGCAGCAUAUUCCGCUAGGACUUGACCAAAGGUUGGCUCUUCCCUCGGAUUCAUACCUCAAUGACUACUUCAACCACCUCGACGUGUACUUGGACGUUGGGCCUCCAGUUUAUUUCGUAUCUCACGACCUUGACGUGACCAAGCGGCCUGGUCAACAAGAGCUCUGUGGUCGCUUCACAACUUGUGAUGACUUCUCUGUCGCCAAUGUUCUAGAGGCUGAACGGAAGAGACCUGAGUCAUCAUUUAUCUCACAGCCGACUGCGUCAUGGAUAGAUGACUUUUUCAAAUGGCUUGAUCCUGCCAUGGAGACGUGCUGUCGUGUACGCAAGAGAGAUCCUGCGAGGUUCUGCGCGCCGAGGGAUUCAGACCGGUUAUGCCAACCGUGCCUAUACGACAAGGAACCUGCGUGGAACAUUACCAUGGUCGGAUUGCCUGAGGGAGAGGAGUUCAUGCGGUAUCUGAGACAGUGGUUAAUCUCGCCCACAGACGAAACCUGCCCCUUGGCAGGCAAGGCGUCAUUCGGCACCGCACUCUCGCUUGACGAAACUGGCAUUGCCGCAUCUCAUUUCCGCACAUCGCAUUCGCCUCUUCGAUCCCAAGAGGACUUUAUCAAUUCCAUGGCAGCGGCGCGCCACAUAGCAGCUAAGAUUUCAGAGCUCACCGGGUCACAGGUUUUCCCUUAUUCGUUGCAUUACGUUUUCUUCGACCAAUAUGCCCACAUCGUCGCCAUCACGCAGGAGAUUCUCGGGCUUGGAUUGGCUGCCGUGCUAGUGGUCACAGCGCUACUGCUAGGCUCAUGGCGCACAGGGACAAUCGUGACGGGUGUCGUCGCGCUGACAGUAAUGACUGUCAUGGGCGUCAUGGCAGUAUGGGGCAUUAGCUUGAAUGCUAUCAGUCUGGUAAACCUGGUUAUUUCAAUCGGGAUUGCAGUGGAAUUUUGCGCUCAUGUGGCAAGGGCCUUCAUGAGUGCUGGUUCUGGUUUACCAGCUGAUCAUCCUGCCGGACAGAAAGAGCGGGAUGAGAGGAUGUGGACCGCCCUUGUUGACGUCGGGCCCUCAGUUCUGUCUGGUAUCACAUUUACCAAACUGAUCGGCAUGUCUGUCCUUGCACUCACCCGAUCCAAGCUGUUGGAAAUAUACUACUUCCGCAUGUGGCUUACUCUCAUUGUUUCUGGGGCUUUACAUGGUUUAGUACUUCUGCCUGUCGUGCUCAGCCUUGCUGGAGGACCAGGGUUUGCUCAGCAAGAAGCCGAUGAAGAAUGGAUGUCAAAUGCCAUCAGGAAUGAUUAUGAGUAUGCGUAA
Suillus paluster is the source of this 4002-nucleotide messenger RNA. Its product is annotated as patched family-domain-containing protein. Gene Ontology annotation, cellular component: membrane. The transcript is spliced from 7 exons. NCBI's taxonomy places the organism in Eukaryota, Fungi, Basidiomycota, Agaricomycetes, Boletales, Suillaceae. The record is from RefSeq and is a predicted model, not a curated record. The coding region runs from base 1 to 4002 and encodes 1333 amino acids.